Terrapene triunguis (Three-toed box turtle) is the source of this 618-nucleotide messenger RNA. It is a transcript of the gene FGF13, whose product is annotated as fibroblast growth factor 13. Gene Ontology annotation, molecular function: growth factor activity; fibroblast growth factor receptor binding. Gene Ontology annotation, biological process: positive regulation of protein phosphorylation; regulation of cell migration; fibroblast growth factor receptor signaling pathway. NCBI's taxonomy places the organism in Eukaryota, Metazoa, Chordata, Testudines, Emydidae. The transcript has 5 exons. Gene Ontology annotation, cellular component: cytoplasm. The record is from RefSeq and is a predicted model, not a curated record. Bases 58 to 618 code for a protein of 186 amino acids.
CCGGCCGGCCGGCAGCGCGAGUCUCCUGGGGGAAUCUCUCCGAGCAAGCUGGGAUCUAUGAGCGGGAAGGUGAUCAAGCCCAAAGAAGAGAAAGAUGCUUCCAAGGUUAUGGAUGACGCUCCCCCUGGCACACAGGAGUACAUUAUGUUACGGCAAGAUUCCAUCCAAUCUGCGGAAUUAAAGAAAAAAGAGUCCCCUUUUCGUGCUAAGUGUCACGAAAUCUUCUGCUGCCCACUGAAGCAAGUGCACCUCAAAGAGAACACAGAGCCGGAAGAGCCACAGCUUAAAGGGAUAGUAACAAAACUCUACAGCAGGCAAGGCUACCACUUACAAUUGCAAGCAGAUGGAACAAUUGAUGGGACAAAAGAGGAGGACAGUAGUUAUACUUUGUUUAACCUCAUACCCGUGGGCUUACGAGUGGUGGCUAUUCAAGGGGUUCAAACAAAAUUGUAUUUGGCAAUGAACAGUGAAGGAUACCUAUACACAUCAUGUUCCCUUCAGCAAGGGACAGACAGACUGACUACAUGGGAAGCUGUGAAAAUGACGCUAUCCUUUGGGCUAGGUUCUCAGGGGGUGAAAAAGGACACAGCUCAACUGAGUUCAAAAGAGCUGCACUGA